GCGAAGCCAAGAAGUCUCUUUAUUGACGCCUACCUCCCAGCCGCUGGCUCUUGCCGCCGAGAAGGGCUGCAAGGAGGAGAGGCAGAGCGAGAGAGCGGGCGCGCAUCGAAGCCCUCGGGCUGCCGCCCCACUUCUCCAGAGCCCCGUUUCUGGCCAGAAGAACCGCGGGAAGAAAGAGUUUGGAGUCCCGCCGAGCGGCGGCUCCCUCGCCCGCCCCGCGCCGCCAGCCCCGAGCUCGCAAACGGUUAACGGCGUGCCCGGCUGCGAACUCCGCCGUGAAUGUUAAUUGAGGCGAAGGGGGACAGCCAAGCGGUGGCAGGAUGGUGUCGCCGGGCGCUCCGGCUGCCGCUCUCCCCCCCGCUUCCCGCUGAGGCGGCUUCGCGCCGGCCCGAUGGGGCUGCGCUGCUUUUGAGGCGCCCGCCCGGGAAGUUGCGGGAGGGCGCUGCGGCGGGCCAGCGAGAGGUGCAGGAGGCUCCGUCGGGGCGCCGGUCGAGGAGCGGGCUGGGCGCGGAGGAGCCGCUCGGAGCGGGCCUUGCCGAUCGCAUCAGCCGUGCAGAAGCUGUCGGAUGACCAUGAAGCUCUGGAUAAUUAUCUUCUGUUUGACGGGAAUUGCCUGCGAUGUGCUACAAUCCGAACCAGCUUUACCGUCAGCCAUUGGCUCCUGUGAAAUGUUGUGUUCGUGUGAGGAAAAGGAUGGCAUCUUUAUAAUAAACUGUGAAGAAAGAGGCAUCAAGGAAUUAUCUCAAGUACACAUUCCACCAUCCCGGCCUUUUCACCUUAGUCUUCUAAACAAUGGCUUGACCAUGUUACACAUGAAUGAUUUCUCCAGCUUUAUCAAUGCUCUCUCACUCCACCUUGGAUUUAAUAAUAUCGUAGACAUCGAACCCGGAGCAUUUAAUGGUUUGAGCCUCCUUAAGCAACUUCACAUCAAUCACAACUCUAUAGAAAUACUGAAAGAGGAUACAUUUCAUGGGCUGGAAAACUUGGAAUUCCUUCAAGCGGACAACAAUUUCAUCACAAUCAUUGAACCGAGUGCCUUCAGCAAGCUCAACAGGCUUAAGGUGCUUAUUUUAAACGAUAAUGCCAUUGAGUUUCUCCCUCCGAAUAUUUUCCGCUUUGUGCCAUUAACUCACUUGGAUCUUCGCGGGAAUCAGCUCCAGACUUUGCCCUAUGUUGGUUUCUUAGAACAUAUUGGUAGAAUUCUAGACCUUCAGUUGGAAGACAACAAAUGGGUCUGUAAUUGUGACCUACUAGAGUUGAAGGUAUGGUUAGAAAAUAUGCCUCCCCAGUCCAUCAUAGGUGACGUUGUAUGCCAUAGCCCUCCCAUUCUGAAAGGUAGUGUUUUAAGCAGAUUGAAAAAGGAAUCGCUUUGUCCCACUCACCCUACCAAUGAUCUUGACUCUCCUUCAGGGUCAUUGCCCUUGGUGGUUACCACCUCAGUAAGUGAUAGUCAUUUCUCAACCAAGGUGAUACCUAUUCUUAAAGCUCCAACCAAGGAAUCUAGCUUAAUCCUCCAUGUCACAAAGCCAGCUACUUUGCUCCCUGGGAUUUAUUGCCCUGCCCCCUGUCAGUGUACCAGCCAUAUCCUUGCAGGGGUUUUAAUGCAAUGUCGAGAACAAAACAUUGAGAGCUUGUCCGAUUUAGGUCCUCCUCCUCCAAAUCCUAAAAAGCUUAUUCUGUUAGGGAAUAUUAUUCAGACCUUACUCAAAUCAGACCUUGUGGACUAUGGGAGUCUAGAAAUGCUUCAUUUGGGAAACAACCGCAUAGAAAUCCUAGAAGAAGGGUCCUUUCAAAAUCUCACCAAAUUGCAAAAAUUAUAUCUCAAUGGCAAUCAUCUCACAAAGCUCAAUCGCAAUUUGUUUUGGGGCCUGCAGCGACUUGAGUAUUUGUAUCUUGAAUACAAUGCCAUCAAGGAGAUAUUACCAGGGACAUUUAAUCCAAUGCCUAAACUGAAGGUCCUCUAUUUAAACAAUAAUCUUCUUCAGACUUUGCCAGCCCAUAUUUUUUCCGGAGUUCCUCUAACUAGGCUCAAUCUGAAAACCAACCAAUUUGCACAUCUGCCUGCAGGGAAUGUCUUGGAUGAUCUGGAUCUACUGGUACAAAUUGAGCUGGAAGACAACCCGUGGGAUUGUACUUGCAACUCGGUUGGAUUGCAGCAGUGGAUACAAAAGCUGAAUAAAAAUACAAUGACAGGCGAGGUUUUCUGUACAUCUCCAAAACAUUUAGCUAAAAAGGAACUAAGAUCUCUGAGCAGUGACAUCUUAUGUCCUGACUUAAUAAACAGCCCAGCCCUCCCGACUCAUGCUAGUUUCAUAAUCGUUACAACGGCAUCAACCACCACCAACACAGCGGACACAAUUCUGAGAUCGCUAACCGAUGCUGUCCCUCUCUCUGUUUUAAUCCUGGGGCUCUUUGUGGUGUUGAUAAUGAUCAUUUUUUGUGCAGCAGGCAUCAUCGUUCUUGUUUUACACCGACGGAGAAGACACAAAAAGAAGCAGGCUGAUGAGCAGAUGCGGGACAACAGCCCGGUGCAGCUUCAGUACAGCAUGUAUGGCCACAAGACAACUCAUCACACCAGUGAGCGCCCAUCCACAACUUUGUAUGAACAGCAUAUGAUCAGCCCCAUGGUUCAAGUUUAUCGAAGUCCAUCUUUCAGCCCCAAAUGUGCAGAUCAUCAUAAGGAGGAGAGGAACGAGAAGGACUUGAACAAUUCUAAACACCUCCGCAGAGGACUCUUAGAAAAGGAACACUCCUCUCCCCUGACAGGGUCAAAUGUCAAAUACAAAGCUACGGACCAGUCGGCUGAGUUCCUUUCUUUCCAGGAUGCAAGCACUUUGUACAGGAACAUUCUUGAAAAGGAAAGGGAAUUCCAACAACUUGGGAUAACAGAGUAUCUGCGGAAAAACAUUGCGCAGCUACACCCCGAUAUGGAAGUACGUUAUCCAGGAGCUCACGAAGAGCUCAAAUUGAUGGAGACACUCAUGUACUCUAGGCCCAGAAAGGUUUUGUUAGAACAGACUAAAAAUGAGUAUUUUGAGCUCAAAGCCAACCUGCAUGCUGAACCUGAUUACCUGGAGGUUUUGGAACAGCAAACAUAAUUAAAAGAAACCUUGGGGGGGGGGGAGGGAUUAUAACAAAAACUCAUAAUGCUAUCUUAAGUCGGAACUGUGUAAAUAAAAGUGCCUUAUAAUAAUGUGUCACCAAUCAGAACUUUUAAGCACAGCAGUAAUCCUAGUGGAAAAAAAGGAACUCUCAGGGAUAACUGUGUGAAGCCAUGGAAAGGUUACAGGCGAUACGUCUCUCCCCCACAUUAAAUGUGAACAUUGUGUUACUGGACAUUGAGAAAGUUCAGUCUGCCAUAUUCUUCCAAACUUUGCGUGGCAGUCCAUUAUGUUCCUCAAAGCAAAGAUAAAACAUUGUUUACUUCUAUUCCCUUCUUUCUUCAUUGAACUGCAUAAUGCUCUAUGCACCUGUUUACAAGGUUAGUGUACAUUUGGCUAGGAAUUAGUCCACCUCUAUGAACAUUGUCUACAAAUGCUACAUGACAUUCCCACAUCAUAAAUAAAAGAGAACGUAUAUGUUUUUUUAAUAUAUA
This is a messenger RNA of Eublepharis macularius, 3595 nucleotides long. It is a transcript of the gene SLITRK6, whose product is annotated as SLIT and NTRK like family member 6. Lineage: Eukaryota; Metazoa; Chordata; Lepidosauria; Squamata; Eublepharidae. The transcript is spliced from 2 exons. The record is from RefSeq and is a predicted model, not a curated record. Gene Ontology annotation, biological process: regulation of presynapse assembly; axonogenesis; positive regulation of synapse assembly. Gene Ontology annotation, cellular component: membrane. Bases 567 to 3098 code for a protein of 843 amino acids. Gene Ontology annotation, molecular function: protein binding.